GUCGACCUGCUCCCACUGUAACACUGACUGUUCUACAGCAGAACCUCAGCUUCUCCCACUACAACAGCAGCAGUGUGACCCACAGCAACGGUACAGUCACCGUCACCACCACAGCUCUGCUGUCAGCUUCCAGCAGCACACAGGUUGGAUGUUCAGUGUCAGUGCUCUUUGCUGCUCCCAGAAAGAAGCUGAUCACUGUUCCUGGAGUUAAAGGAAAAUCUGAUGAUGGUCAAAGAGCAUCAUCUGAUAGUCUAGCAGCUGUGGUCCAAACCCAGCUGAAUGUCUUAGCAGUAGAGGGUGAAGAUGCUCCUCUCAGCUGUCAGCUUCUGGAAACUAAAGAUGUCCAGCAGGUCACCUGGCAGAAGGUCAUUGGGAGCAAAGAGAGGAAUAUCUGCUCCUACAGCGAGUAUUUUGGUCAAACAGUGAAUCCUGACUUUAAAGAUAAAGUCCAGUUUACAGAAGCUGGACUGCAGAAUUCCUCCAUAGUUAUCAGGAAGGUUACAGAGCAGGAUCAAGGAUGUUAUCUCUGUUUGUUCAACAUCUACCCUGAUGGAGCUCUAAGAGGGAGAACCUGCCUGAAUGUUUAUGAGCUGCAUGAACCCAUCCUUGAUGUCAGCAGAUCAAAGUCUCCUGCAGAGUCAGUUGUGUCCUGUUCAGCCACAGAGAUCAUUGAGCGGAAGCAGGAGGGAAAUACAAUUGUGCUGCCCAAUCAGAAAAGCCUCUGCUUCAGUGAUGUAGGAAAGAGGAGUGACUGUUGA
Molecule: messenger RNA, 758 nt
Organism: Cyprinodon variegatus (sheepshead minnow)
Lineage: Eukaryota; Metazoa; Chordata; Actinopteri; Cyprinodontiformes; Cyprinodontidae
Product: OX-2 membrane glycoprotein-like
Exons: 4
Molecular function (GO): cell-cell adhesion mediator activity
Source: RefSeq, a predicted model, not a curated record